This is a messenger RNA of Athalia rosae (coleseed sawfly), 3833 nucleotides long. RefSeq names its product glutamate--cysteine ligase catalytic subunit (gene Gclc). The transcript is spliced from 9 exons. The coding region runs from base 504 to 2420 and encodes 638 amino acids. NCBI's taxonomy places the organism in Eukaryota, Metazoa, Arthropoda, Insecta, Hymenoptera, Athaliidae. The record is from RefSeq and is a predicted model, not a curated record. Gene Ontology annotation, biological process: glutathione biosynthetic process. Gene Ontology annotation, molecular function: glutamate-cysteine ligase activity. Gene Ontology annotation, cellular component: glutamate-cysteine ligase complex.
UUAUCUGAAAUUCAAUAUUGCUGAGUCAUGUAAACGACAAAUGAGAAAAAAAUUUCGUGUUUCUUGCGUAAUUUAUUUUAACGAUAAUAACAUUGAGUACAGAUAGUAGGUACAAUCUCUUCCGCAGUAAAGAAUUGCAUCACAUAACGAAAUCUUAUAAGCAGCAAGAUGCCUCAGUGGAUUUCAGUCGUCAUUAGACCGCACAUCAAACACGCGGAUUAUUGAAGUAACUAGCGAUUGACGUUUCGAAUGUGGAACUUUUUUGAUUGAAACCUAUUCGAUUACGAAAAAAAAAUAUUCAAAUAAAAUACAAAAAAACAUAACAGAGCUCUGCUUCUUAUUCAAUCGUUCAAGUCCAGUCAUUAAGCUUCAAGCACUUUAGUUGCUGUGCCGAAUCUGCAGUGUUGGGCGUGCGAUCCUUCUGUCAACAAAACGUUCGAUCUCGUUGAACAUUUGUGUAGACUUUUAACAACGCCUUAAUAGAAAAGAAACAAUCCGUGAAGAUGGGCUUAUUGACUGAAGGAAGCCCCAUGAGCUGGGAGGAUACCAAAGAUUUAUCCGAUCAUGUACGAAAACACGGGAUUGUGCAAUUUAUUAACCUGUACAAAAGGCUGAGGGACAGACAGGGAGAUAUCCUCAAAUGGGGUGAUGAGGUAGAAUAUGUUCUGGUUAAAUUCAAUGAUGAAGAAAAAACGGCUAAAGUUAGUUUGCGAGCUGAAGAAAUUUUGAAUACUCUUAAUGAAAAAGAACUUCAAGAUCCAAUUAAUGUGAAAUCGCUAUGGAGACCAGAAUAUGGAGCAUAUAUGAUUGAAGGAACACCUGGAAAACCAUAUGGAGGAUUACUUGCACAUUUUAAUGUGGUCGAGGCAAAUAUGCAAUACCGAAGACAAGAGGCAACUAUGUUGCUUCAACCUGGUGAAGUACUAAUGUCAUUGACAAGUUUCCCAAGGUUGGGAGCACCAGAUUUCACGGAUCCACCGACAAAGCCCACUCCAACCAGUGGUGCAUCACACAGCUUAUUCUUUCCUGAUGAAGCAAUAUUCCCUGGUCAUCCAAGGUUCAAGACUCUGACUAGAAACAUAAGGCAGAGACGAGGUGAAAAAGUGGCGAUAAACUUACCGGUUUUUCGGGAUGAAAAGGUUCCCCAACCAUUCAAAGAAGACUUAGCCUCGUUGGGAGAUGAUGGGACGAGUGAGCAAGCUGCCAAAGAAGAUCACGUCUACAUGGAUGCCAUGGGUUUUGGAAUGGGGUGCUGCUGUUUACAAUUGACCUUUCAAGCAUGUAAUAUACAAGAGGCUCGAACAUUGUAUGACCAACUUACUCCGCUUUGUCCAAUAAUGUUAGCUCUAACAGCAGCAAGCCCUUUGCAUAAAGGUUAUGUAACUGAUGUUGACUGCCGAUGGAACGUCAUAUCAUGUUCCGUUGACUGUAGAACAGAAGAAGAACGUGGGUUGAAGCCACUGAAAGAGAAUAAAUUUAGAAUUAGCAAAUCUAGGUAUGACUCAAUAGAUUCUUACUUGAGUGAACAAGGUGGUAAAUACAACGAUGUUCCUUUGACAUAUGAUGAAGAGAUAUUUAAGCAACUUUCAAAAAAUGGAAUUGACAAAUUACUUGCACAACACGUUGCUCACUUAUUCAUCAGAGACUCGGUCUCGCUAUUCACAGAAAAAGUUCAUCAAAACGAUGAGGAGGACACCGAUCAUUUCGAAAACAUUCAAUCAACAAAUUGGCAAACAAUGCGCUUCAAGCCACCGCCUCCAAAUUCUUCAAUCGGAUGGCGCGUGGAAUUCAGGCCUUGCGAAGUACAAAUUACAGACUUUGAAAACGCGGCUAUAGUCUGUUUCGUGGUUUUAUUAACUAGAGUAAUACUUAGCUACAAAUUGAAUUUGCUUAUACCGAUUAGCAGAGUAGACGAAAAUAUGGCCAAGGCUCAAAAACGGGAUGCGGUCAAAAAAGAAAAUUUCUGGUUCAGAAAGGACAUAACGUCCGAUGCCAAGCAAUGUGUUGACACUGAAACUGAGUACACCAAAUUUUCGGUUAAUGAAAUAAUUAAUGGAAAGGACGGUGUUUUUCCUGGCCUGAUACCAUUAGUCAACUCUUACUUGACCAGUAUGGAUGUAGAUGCAGAUACACAUUGUACCGUUCAAAGGUAUUUGAAAUUAAUUCAGAGACGAGCUUCUGGCGACCUCAUGACAACGGCCGCAUGGCUAAGGAAUGAAGUAAUCACUCACCCAGAAUACAAAAAAGAUGCGGUCGUAACUCAACGUAUAAACUACGACUUGCUAAAGAAGGUUCAUUCUAUUCAAACUGGCGAGUUAUCGUGUACUAAACUUCUCGGACCUUGUACACGGUCCAGAACCACAGACACCAUACCAGCAGCUGUUGCCAAAGCAGAAGAAAUUCCGUCUGUAGAUAUGUGAGGUUCCAAGAAGAGUUGAAAGCACAGUUGGAUCGAUUUUUUUUUUUCUAUAACUCAUCAAUGCCAAGGUAGACAAAACACGAUAGAUAUGACCGCAUAUUUAACAGCACUUAAAGAUUGGCCAAGGUACACAAAAAGUAUAUCAAAUAAAAUAAAAAAUGAAUAAAAACAACACUGCCUUCGGGGGUGAUCUGUUUUAAAAUUCAUUGAGGCAUCAGUCUGUUAUUCAAUUAUUUUUUUCGAAAAACACUCUACUAAAUGUGUGGUAACUCUAAUGAUAUAGUAUUUAUCUCAAAUCAGAAUUCCCUCAUUGCUUGUCUACGCGAGGUUGAUGAGAUAUAAGUAGUGCUUCUAUGUACAGACAAAAAAAAAAAGACGUGUAAAUGUUGACUUGCAUCAUCACGUGUAAAUUCAUGCCUAAUUUUGUUGAAAUUUUAUGCACGUGUGUGAUAUAAUAUCUGAUCCAAUAUAAACGCCGCAGUUACCAUCCGGAUAUACAAAUGCUGAUAAGAUAUGAAUCGGCUAUCGAAAUGCUGCUGAUAAGAUAUGAAUCGACUAUCCCCUCGCUGCGAUAGAAGGUAAUUCACGUAAAAAGAAAGAAAAAUCAUUGAUAAUUCUUAAAUAUCAUUUUAUCUCUUAUCAAAGAUUAGAUGAACUGAAAACUGUGAUGACCGUAUUACUUCAAAUUUGAUAAUUCCUACUUAUUAGUUACCUUGUUUAUUUAAAAAUUAUGAGAAUUUUCAAAAUGGAAUUUGUUUAAUGGUGGUGGUAAUGAUUGAUCAUCAACGAAAUCCAAUUUAAUAUUCAAGUAUUUUACCCAUAAUGUACUUACUUAAUAUGGAACCAAUUGACUAGUUAGGAUUUACUCAAUUUAAUUUUACCCAACCUAUCUACUGAUCUAUCAAAUGAUGAUUAUUACAUUGCCGAAAAUGUGAUGUUGAUGAAAUUCACAAAAUUCAAGAUUUCCGCAAUGUCAAUAAGUAUUUGAUUUAGAUAAAAUGUGCUAUUAACUUAAUAGCCCCAAAGGUAUUCCUAAUUGUACAGUAAAAAUACACCACGAUGCGUAAUCAUUCCGAACGAUAUAUAUAGAAAAUACUAAUCUAGUUCAUGCGACGAAAUUCAGAUGAAAACAAAGAUGACGAAAAUCGCCGUUUUAGCAAAUAUUGAAAUUGUUUGUUCACCUACUUUUCGCUGCACCAUCUAGUACUUAGUACGUAAAGGGUAUUCUAAAAAUCUAAUUUACUCAUAAAAUUUGUAAAUAAUAUGGUAAUGAUUUUUUGAACACCCCCCUUUACACUUUUUAUAUUCACUUGUUACGUUUUCGAAAUAUACUAUUAUUUUGUAAAUGGCACGAGACAGAUAAAAUUGAAAUAAAUAAAUAAAUAGCUAAAUAAAAAAUCAAAUAUAAAUAAUA